CGUUGGGAAUUUCGACUAUGAUACUCGCCAAUCGGAUCUUGAAAGAUUGUUCAGCAAGUACGGGAGGGUGGAGCGAGUUGACAUGAAGUCUGGAGCUUUCUCUAAAGGAGCAUGAGUGUGUUUCCUCUUUUCAUGGGAUUGCCAACUUCUUCCUGCAAAUAGAUUCCUACAUUUUUCUCAUGCCUACCCUUAUCAUGUUGUGCCUACAAUCUUCGAUGAGCCCUACAAUCUAUUGCCUUGUUUCUUCAUGCCUUUCAUUUGUGAACUCCUACUGUCAAGAAUGGUGACGCAACGCUUAGCAGUCAUUCAGAAUUGAACAAUAAAUUCGAUUUUAUUACCUUUUCAUAGGCUACAUUCUACACAUCUACAUCUUUAUUUACUACAACAUCAUCGAACGCCUCUACUUCUUAUGUACACCAGCCUUCACAUUGAUGCAGGGUAUGCUUUUGUGUAUUUUGAGGAUGAGCGUGAUGCUGAAGAUGCAAUCCGUGGGACUGACAAUACCACUUUUGGCUAUGAGCGACGCAAGUUAUCAGUCGAGUGGGCCAAGGGUGAACGUGGGAAGCCUCGUGAUGGAAAGGCAGCCUCGAAUCAGAGACCUACAAAGACACUCUUUGUCAUCAACUUUGACCCUAUUCGCACAAGAGAGCGUGAUAUGGAGAGACACUUUGAGCCAUAUGGUAAAGUUCUCAAUGUUCGCAUAAGGCGCAAUUUUGCUUUUGUUCAAUUUGCAACCCAGGAAGAUGCAACCAAGGCUCUUGACUGUACUCACAACAGCAAAAUAUUGGAUAGGGUUGUUUCUGUUGAGUAUGCUUUGAGGGAGGAUGGUGAAAGAGAAGAUAGAUAUGCUGGCAGUCCAAGAAGGAGAUCUCCUAGCCCAGUGUAUCGGAGGCGUCCUAGUCCUGAUUAUGGCCGUCCUCGCAGUCCUGAAUAUGACAGGUACAAGGGUCCUGCUCCUUAUGAAAGACGUAGGAGUCCAGAUUAUAGGCGUCGCAGUCCAGACUAUGGCAGAGCAAGAGCUAGGAGUCCGGGCUAUGACAGAUACAGGAGCAGCCGGUCCCCUAUUCAAAGAGCAAGAGGUUGAAGAUGUUGUUGGGCGAUGGAUUUUUAAAAUGUAUGGGUUUUCUAUGUUAGUCGGGUACAAAAACAAGUUAUUAGUACUGAGUCUUUACCGCUUAUGACUUGAACCGUAUGUGCUUUGCUACUAUAUGUGGUGUAGAAGUAUUAGUAGCUUAUAAUGACAAUGAUCUCUUUUGGAAUUGGAAUAGUUUCAUGGUUGGUUCCUGUGUAA
Arabidopsis lyrata subsp. lyrata is the source of this 1291-nucleotide messenger RNA. Its product is annotated as serine/arginine-rich splicing factor RS31A. Gene Ontology annotation, cellular component: nuclear speck. The record is from RefSeq and is a predicted model, not a curated record. The transcript has 6 exons. Gene Ontology annotation, molecular function: RNA binding. Bases 410 to 1084 code for a protein of 224 amino acids. Gene Ontology annotation, biological process: mRNA splicing, via spliceosome. NCBI's taxonomy places the organism in Eukaryota, Viridiplantae, Streptophyta, Magnoliopsida, Brassicales, Brassicaceae.